CCAAUCAAAGGAAAAGCAAUGACCACCUCCAAGGUACAGAUCAAGAGAGGAGGAGAAUACAAUGGACCCAUUCUUAUCAAGAAAGUUAGAGUAAAUGAAAUACCACUAAGUUCUCGUGGAGAUAGAGAUGAGAUCGGGCAUGAAAGGAAGCAAGUUGGGGGAGAAAAGCAUUACAGAGGUGUGAGAAAAAGGCCAUGGGGGAAAUAUGCUGCUGAGAUUAGAGACUCAAACAGAAAAGGGAUUAGAAUAUGGCUUGGGACAUUCAAUAAUGCAGAGGAAGCAGCCAUGGCUUAUGACAGAGCUGCCAUCAGCAUUAGAGGCCCAAGAGCUAUCAUCAACUUUCCUAUAAUAAACUCUCAUUUGAUGAGUCCACAAGCAUUCAAGGAGGAGAAAGAGAGUCUUCACAGUGGAGAUCAUAUUAUAAAAGAAGAAAAAGAAGAAGAAACAACAGGUGAGGGCAGUCAAAGAUCUGUGAUAGAGUUGGAAGAUAUGGGUGUGGACUAUUUGGAAGACCUUCUUCUCACUAGUGAAAUAAUAACUGCUUCGUGGUGCUCUGCUUCAUUACAGGACAGGCAAAUUUCUUAGUCCCACGGUGUGUUUUAUAAUCACUGUUGAUUCUGAACCAAACUUGCUAAUUUUAUAUAAAACUUCAAAACUAUAUUAUACCCAAUAUUUUCCUAAUCA
Cryptomeria japonica (Japanese cedar) is the source of this 684-nucleotide messenger RNA. Its product is annotated as ethylene-responsive transcription factor ERF095-like. Lineage: Eukaryota; Viridiplantae; Streptophyta; Pinopsida; Cupressales; Cupressaceae. Gene Ontology annotation, molecular function: DNA-binding transcription factor activity; DNA binding. Bases 19 to 585 code for a protein of 188 amino acids. The record is from RefSeq and is a predicted model, not a curated record. The transcript has a single exon. Gene Ontology annotation, biological process: regulation of DNA-templated transcription; ethylene-activated signaling pathway.